Cooperia oncophora is the source of this 204-nucleotide messenger RNA. Lineage: Eukaryota; Metazoa; Nematoda; Chromadorea; Rhabditida; Trichostrongylidae. The record is from the annotation of a GenBank genome assembly.
CUGGGUAUUCUAGCAAGACUGGCAAUCAAAAUAACAUGCUCUGAUAACACAAUCUACCGCGUCACACCGGUCUAUGCCAUUUUAGAACCAGAAGAAGUGGUAGUAUUAAAUAUAGGAAGACUUGAUGGUGUGCCAAAGAAGGAUCGUCUCGGAAUCCUCAUGAUUGACUACAGCGGUACGGGUAACGCCAAAGAUGCUUUCAAG